AUGGGGAUACGGCACCUUUUGCUGCUGCUAAUAUACCUGGACCCGCUGAGCGUGCUGAGCGCCGCGACAGGCGGCAAAAAGCCCAAGCAGGCGGCCAGGAAGGUUCCCAAAGCCACGGCGGUCCCCACGGUCGCCCCGCAGAAGACGCCGCAGCCGCCCCCCGCCAGCAACCACGACACCUGCCUGGGCUACUACGACGUGAGCGGACAGUAUGACAAAAUGUUCGAGUGCAACAACACGGACCACCGGUACUGCUGCGGGACGUGCUACCUGCGCUUCUGCUGCGAGUACAAGAAAGACCGGCUGGAUCAGAAAGCCUGCAAGAACUACCAAACGCCGGUGUGGGUAGUGACGGCCGCCCCGUCGCCCGUCCCCACCGGUGAAACGUACGAUCCGAGCAUGGAUCAGACCAACACGGCGGUCUAUAUCACCUGUGGGAUCAUAGCCUUCAUCAUAGUGUUGGGAGUGUCGGUCAAAGUUGCGUACGACAAAGCGACGGAGCCGCCUCAGGAAAUGAAUAUUCAUAGGGCCCUUGCAGACAUCCUGAGGCAGCAGGGGCCCAUCCCCAUAUCGCAAUAUGACUGUGAGAAUUUUGCAGCGAUGAACGGCUCACCCAAAGACAACACACCAGUCAGAACCUCAUCCAAGAACCACUACACCCCUGUGCACACCUCCAAAUCCAACCACGGUCUCCACUAUGGAAAGGAGAGCGUCCGCAGCAGCGGAGGUGCUGAUCUCCACAACUUCAUCUCGUCUGGUUUUGUGACGUUGGGUCGAGGCCAUCCGAAAGGAGAAAAACAUUGGCCGGUCCGCUCCCAGAGUCACCAUGGUACCCAUCAGCACAACUAUAACCAUGUGGCUCUAGGUAGCCCUACACGCACACCUAAGAAUGCUCACCGAUCAUUGAGGCGUGAAAACAAUCGGAUAAGUGGCAUCCUGACCUCGCAGACGGAACCCUACGACCUGUCUUUCUCACGCUCCUUCCAGAGCCUGUCACACCUGCCGCCCUCCUAUGAGGCGGCCGUCAAAGCCGACCUCAACCGAUUCUCAUCCCUGAAGAAACUCACAGAUAAAGAAGUCGAAGACUACUACACUCGUAAGCGCCACCUGCCCGACCUGGCAGCAAGAGGCACUCUUCCCUUGCAUGUUCUCAAAAUCAGUCAAGACCAGCACCGGGAACAGCAGCAGCAGCUCCAGAGCCAGCCCCCGCAGUCCUCCAUCUCCCAGGCCCCUCCCCAGUCCCAGUCUUCACAGCAGCAGUCUCAGCAAAGGCAGAGGCCCCGUCGCGUCCAGAGGGCCAUGUCCCAGGACCGCGUCCUGUCCCCGCAGAGGGCCCCACAGCAGGAUUACAGCAUGUCUUCUAAUGGUAUGUCGCCAUACGGAGGCAGGAUCCUCUCAGACGAGCAGCUCCUGUCCGCAGAACGCCUUCGAUCCCAGGAGCGUCUCCUUCCACAGGACCGCCACACUUCCCAAGAUCGUCUGUACUCCAAGGACCGCAUGUACUCCAAGGACCGGCUCCUGUCGCAGGAUCACCUCUACUCAAAAGACCGCCACUACUCUCAAGACCGCCUCUAUUCACAAGAUCGCCUGUACUCACAAGACCGCCUCCUAUCCCAGGAUCCUCUGCUCUCACCGGACAAGCUGAUGAUGUCGCUAAAGCACGGCAUGGUCAGCAGCAUCUCUGGCGGCUUUCGUGGCAGCGACUUGUCGAUGUCGCGCGCCAUCUCGCACACGGACGUGUUCAUACCAACCACACCUCUUAUGGAUCGCUACAAGAUGACCAAAAUGCACUCCCAUCCCAGUGCCUCUAACAAUGGUGGCGGCGGGGCAUCAGGAGCGGGAAGCACCGGGCACUCCAACACUUUAGCCAUGAACCAGACAGCAUCUAAGAGGCAGGCGUUCGCCUCCAGACGGACUCAUACUGUGGAGCAGCUCCACUACAUCCCACAGCACCACCAGCAGCAGCAGCAACAGCCACAGCACUACCGUACAGGCAGCAAGACUGAGGUGACUGUGUAA
This is a messenger RNA of Chelmon rostratus (copperband butterflyfish), 2019 nucleotides long. It is a transcript of the gene shisa6b, whose product is annotated as protein shisa-6. Gene Ontology annotation, cellular component: postsynaptic density; postsynaptic membrane; dendritic spine membrane. Lineage: Eukaryota; Metazoa; Chordata; Actinopteri; Chaetodontiformes; Chaetodontidae. Gene Ontology annotation, biological process: regulation of AMPA receptor activity; regulation of short-term neuronal synaptic plasticity. The coding region runs from base 1 to 2019 and encodes 672 amino acids. The record is from RefSeq and is a predicted model, not a curated record. The transcript is spliced from 9 exons.